AUGGCAUCCAACGACAACAUUGCCAUGACGAAGAAUGGGGCCAACGUCGGAAUCAUCAUAGGCUCUCAGCGCAUUCCCAGAGUCGGUCCUCAGAUCGCAACAUGGGUGCUCAAUGUGCUGCAAGAAUAUCAGGACAGCCAUUCCUCCACCAAUCAACGGGCCUAUGCACUGUCUCUGAUCGACCUCAACGACCACCAACUGCCACUCUUCGACGAACCGGGCAUCCCCGCACAGAUCUCAGCGCCCGAUGGGUACGCACACGAGCACACCAAAGCAUGGUCCAGACGAAUCAAUUCGUUCGACGGCUUUGUGUUCGUCACGCCGCAGUACAACUGGGGCUAUCCCGCCAGUCUCAAGAAUGCCAUCGACUACCUGUUCCAUGAGUGGAAGGGAAAGCCGGCGCUGGUAGUCAGCUACGGGGGACAUGGUGGCGGCAAGGCUGCCGCGCAGUUGCAAGGUGUUCUGGGUGGUAUUGGGAUGAAAGUGGUGGAGAAAGCGCCGCCUUUGACGUUCAUAGAUCGCGAGCAGGUCGGCAAGGCGUUCAGAGGAGAGGAUUUGGGGUUGGAGGGAGAGGCAGGCAGAAGCUUAUGGGUCAAAGAACGGGAGGAUGUCGGCGUGGCCUGGGAACAGUUCCUGGGUUUGUUGAAUAAGUGA
Exophiala bonariae is the source of this 654-nucleotide messenger RNA. RefSeq lists its product as uncharacterized. Lineage: Eukaryota; Fungi; Ascomycota; Eurotiomycetes; Chaetothyriales; Herpotrichiellaceae. Bases 1 to 654 code for a protein of 217 amino acids. Gene Ontology annotation, cellular component: cytosol. The record is from RefSeq and is a predicted model, not a curated record. The transcript has a single exon. Gene Ontology annotation, molecular function: oxidoreductase activity; FMN binding.